This is a messenger RNA of Metarhizium album ARSEF 1941, 975 nucleotides long. Its product is annotated as subtilisin-like protease PR1F. Gene Ontology annotation, biological process: proteolysis. Lineage: Eukaryota; Fungi; Ascomycota; Sordariomycetes; Hypocreales; Clavicipitaceae. The coding region runs from base 1 to 975 and encodes 324 amino acids. The record is from RefSeq and is a predicted model, not a curated record. Gene Ontology annotation, molecular function: serine-type endopeptidase activity. The transcript has a single exon.
AUGAAAGCCUCCAUUGUCGUCGCGACGCUCUCUUUGCUGGUUUCAGCCAGCCCCCCGGAACGUCGGUUUCGGCAAGACGCGGGAUGGAACAUCCAAGCCAUCUCUCACCGACAUCCUCCUAGAAAGAUAAACGGCAAAUAUCGCGACACAGGCUACCUUUACAACCGCUGGCCCGAAGAUAAGGAAUUUUACGCAUAUGUGCUCGACUCAGGCAUCCGAACCACACAUCACGAGUUUGGUGACCGGGCCAAGAACCUCUGGACGGCAUUCCAGGAUGCCGACGGGAGGUAUGAGUUUGAGGAUGUAACUGGCCACGGCACUCAUGUUGCCGGGAUAAUUGCCUCUACGACCUACGGCGUGGCUGAACAAGCCCGCGUGCUCUCGGUCAAGGUCCUUGACGCCAACGACGAGGCACUUGUAUCUGAGGCAAUAGCAGGCUUCAACGCAGCCGUCAAGCACAUCAUCGAACACGGCCGGCAGCAUAGGGCCGUGAUCACUCACUCAGGAGGGGCAGGGUGGGAAUAUUCGGCUGCCUGGAGAACGGCUGUUCGGGGAGCGCUCGAGGCGCCGGGGGGGCCAAUUUUGACCGUUGUUUCGAGCGGCAACGACGGCGCAAAUGUCGACUACACGGCACCCGCUUGCCUGGACGAGGUUAUUUCGGUUGGGUCCAUGGAGAUGGAUUGGAAGAUCAGCCCUACCUCCAACUAUGGAUGCCAGGUUGACAUACUGGCCCCCGGAGACAGAAUCAAAUCACUGUCUCACACGGCCGACGAUGAUUUGGUCAUCAUGUCUGGAACCUCGGCGGCGGCGCCCCACGUGGCUGCCGUGGCAUUGAACGCCAUGGCAGUUUUUGGGAAAAGCAGCGGGCAAGUGUCUGAUUUUCUUCGACAAACUGCCACGCGGGGUAGGGUUAGGGGCAUACUCCGUGACACGCCGAACCUUCUCGUGAACAAUAACAACCCUGUCCAGUGGUAG